Molecule: messenger RNA, 137 nt
Organism: Ambispora gerdemannii
Lineage: Eukaryota; Fungi; Glomeromycota; Glomeromycetes; Archaeosporales; Ambisporaceae
Source: the annotation of a GenBank genome assembly
CUACUCCGCCACCGCGAAAGUGGGGAUUACGAAUCGAACCCGAGCGAGCUCGCCCGGUUCCUUUUUGCCGUCAAGGUUUAAUUCCACCACCAGACACUUCACCCUUAUUUUUGGUUUUUUUAGUUCCUUGCCGUUGA